UAUUUUUUUCGCCAGAUCUAUUUUUUUAAUCAGCUUAUAAAAACUUUAGAAAGAAAAAAAAAAUCCAGAUUGCUCUCCACACAAGCAUUUUUUUUCUCCGUCGAUCAACAGUGCGUUCAGUGUUUGAUUUUAAGAAGAAGCCAUGGCGGGGCAUAAGAUUGAAACAGGUCACGAGGACACCGUCCACGACGUGCAAAUGGAUUACUACGGGAAGCGAGUAGCCACCGCCUCCUCUGACUGCACCAUCAAGAUCACCGGCGUCAGCAACAACGGCGCAUCCCAGCACCUAGCUACACUAACCGGCCACCGUGGUCCCGUCUGGGAGGUCGCUUGGGCCCACCCGAAGUUCGGGUCAAUGCUAGCCUCAUGCUCCUACGAUGGCCAAGUCAUUCUCUGGAAAGAAGGCAGCCAAAACCAGUGGACUCAGGCCCACGUCUUCACCGACCACAAAACUUCGGUCAGCUCCAUCGCCUGGGCUCCUUACGAGCUCGGACUAUCCUUGGCCUGCGGUUCGUCUGACGGGAACAUCUCGGUGUUCACGGGGCGUGGUGACGGCGGCUGGGACACGACGAAGAUUGACCAAGCGCAUCCGGUUGGCGUCACGUCGGUCUCGUGGGGCCCGUCCACUGCGCCUGGGGCUCUUGUCAGCUCCGGGUUGCUUGAUCCGGUUUACAAGCUGGCUUCGGGUGGGUGUGAUAAUACGGUGAAAGUGUGGAAGCUCUCUAACGGGUCGUGGAAGAUGGAUUGCUUCCCGGCUCUUCAGAAGCACAGUGACUGGGUGCGUGAUGUGGCUUGGGCGCCCAACUUGGGUCUCCCUAAGUCCACCAUAGCUAGUGGCUCGCAAGACGGGAAAGUGGUUAUAUGGACGGUGGGGAAAGAAGGUGAGCAGUGGGAAGGUAAGGUUCUGAAUGACUUUAAGGCUCCGGUGUGGCGGGUCUCCUGGUCCUUGACGGGUAACUUGUUGGCUGUGUCUGAUGGGAACAAUAAUGUGACGGUGUGGAAAGAGGCGGUUGAUGGAGAGUGGCAACAAGUCACCGCCCUGGAGCCGUAGUUUUUUUCCUUUUUAAUAUGAUUCGCUAUUUCUUACAAAGGAACGGAAUAAAAGACUCUUUCUAUCCUGAGCCUUUACGAGGGAAUGUGGAUGUGGUUUUACUUAAUUUUGGUCGAGACAUUUGGUCAUUUUUUAAUCUUUUUCCUUGGCGAUUUUCAAGAAAUAAAUUCUUUUUUUUUCCUGGUUAAACAGUUUAUUGAUUGUAUUAGGUAAUAUCAUAAUACAAAAUGUUACAAGUUGUAAUACGUAAAAAAUAUGAUGUUAAAGGCUA
This is a messenger RNA of Brassica napus (rape), 1322 nucleotides long. Its product is annotated as protein transport protein SEC13 homolog B. Gene Ontology annotation, biological process: COPII-coated vesicle budding; protein import into nucleus. The record is from RefSeq and is a predicted model, not a curated record. Lineage: Eukaryota; Viridiplantae; Streptophyta; Magnoliopsida; Brassicales; Brassicaceae. Gene Ontology annotation, cellular component: nuclear pore outer ring; COPII vesicle coat. The transcript has 2 exons. The coding region runs from base 143 to 1051 and encodes 302 amino acids. Gene Ontology annotation, molecular function: structural molecule activity; protein binding.